GGUAAAUCAAUUGUGGUAAUUCAAAACAGAUUUUUGUAAACACGACUACAUAGUUGUAAACACCGCGUGGGCAACUAUUCGGUGAAUUCAGUCUCACGUAUGUUCGUAGUGCACAUUUAUAGACAAAUCACACGUGAUUCCAUUGAUAGAUAAAACAAACGUCAAGAUGCCGAAAGUUCCGAAAGCUAAAUCUUCUCGAGUCCAUGAACAAGUAUUCCAACAAGGAAUAAUGUUCAAUAAGGAUUUUGGUCAGCAUAUUCUGAAAAAUCCUCUGAUUAUCCAAAGUAUGGUGGAAAAAGCAGCUGUACGUCCCACUGAUGUGAUUCUUGAAGUUGGACCUGGUACCGGAAACAUGACAGUGAAAUUGUUGGAGAAAUCAAAGAAAGUGAUAGCAUGUGAAAUUGAUACUCGGUUGGUUGCUGAAUUACAAAAACGCGUUAUGGCAACUCCACUUCAAUCAAAACUUCAGAUUAUGGUUGGUGAUGUCUUAAAAAAAGAGCUUCCAUUCUUUGAUCUCUGUAUUGCUAAUGUGCCAUACCAAAUUUCUUCACCUUUGAUAUUCAAGUUAUUGUUACAUCGCCCUUUAUUUAGGUGUGCUGUACUAAUGUUUCAAAGGGAAUUUGCAGAACGUUUAGUGGCAAAAGCAGGAGACAAAGACUACUGUAGACUUAGUGUAAAUACACAAUUGCUAGCAAGAGUAGAUAUGUUGAUGAAAGUAGGAAAGAAUAAUUUUAGGCCACCUCCAAAAGUUGAAUCAAAUGUAGUUAGGAUAGAACCAAAAAAUCCUCCACCACCAAUUAAUUAUCAAGAAUGGGAUGGUCUAACCAGAAUAGCGUUUGUUAGGAAAAACAAAACACUAUCUGCAGCUUUUAAACAAUCAACUGUUAUGGCUAUGCUGCAAAAGAAUUAUAAAUUACACUGUAGUCUUAACAAUAUUCUCUUGCCCAAAAACUUUGAAAUAAAAGAAAAAGUAAAUGAAAUUUUGACGAAUUUCAACAUUGCAAAUAUGCGUGCGCGAACAAUGGAUAUUGAUGAUUUUAUUAGAGUAUUGCAUGCUUUUAAUAAGGAAGGCAUUCAUUUUGCAUAGUUGAUAAAUCUACUACACUCGUUAACCUUGUUGAUUUUGUAUUAUAUUUAGAAAAUAGACUUUAAUAAAAUAUUUAUCAAAAAAUAAAUACACGUUUGCUUUCAGUUUACGGGAUAGGAUAUGAUGAAGUAUUUAUCUCGAAAUUAUUUUUUGCA
This is a messenger RNA of Phymastichus coffea, 1242 nucleotides long. Its product is annotated as probable dimethyladenosine transferase. The transcript has 5 exons. Gene Ontology annotation, cellular component: mitochondrial matrix. The record is from RefSeq and is a predicted model, not a curated record. NCBI's taxonomy places the organism in Eukaryota, Metazoa, Arthropoda, Insecta, Hymenoptera, Eulophidae. Gene Ontology annotation, biological process: rRNA methylation. The coding region runs from base 167 to 1087 and encodes 306 amino acids. Gene Ontology annotation, molecular function: rRNA (adenine-N6,N6-)-dimethyltransferase activity.